Plenodomus lingam JN3 is the source of this 2535-nucleotide messenger RNA. The record is from RefSeq and is a predicted model, not a curated record. Lineage: Eukaryota; Fungi; Ascomycota; Dothideomycetes; Pleosporales; Leptosphaeriaceae.
AUGCAGUUGUGCCCAAAGGAGCUCGAUAAGCUUGUCAUCUCGCAGCUUGGCCUGCUUGCACAACGCCGACUGGCAAGGGGCGUCAAGUUGAACCACUCUGAAGCCACUGCGUUGAUUGCGAAUAAUCUCCAAGAGCUGAUUCGAGAUGGAAACCAUUCCGUUGCGGACCUCAUGUCCAUUGGCACGACCAUGUUGGGUCGCCGCCAUGUCCAACCCGAAGUCGUUGCUUCCCUCUCUGCCUUGAUGGUCGAGGGCACAUUUCCAACCGGCACCUAUCUGGUCACCGUCCACCAUCCCAUCGCCUCGGACGAUGGCGACCUUGCUAGAGCCCUAUACGGCUCGUUCCUGCCUAUUCCCUCGCAGGACAUGUUCCCCCUGCCCGACGCAAGCGUGUACGAGUUUACGAAGCAGCCUGGCGCAGUCGUUGCGGUCAAGGGCGAGGCGGGCAUCAUCAAGCUCAACGAGGGACGUCAGAGGAUUAGGCUCAAGGUCAAGAGCAUGGGAGACCGCCCUAUACAGGUGGGCUCCCACUACCAUUUCAUCGAGACAAAUCCUCAGCUCCAAUUCGAUCGCGUACGGGCUCAUGGCUACCGGCUGGAUAUUCCUGCCGGGACCUCUGUGCGAUUCGAGCCAGGCGAUACUAGGACCGUGACGCUGGUCAAAAUCGCGGGCAAUCAAGUUAUCAAGGGAGGCAACAGGAUCGCGACUGGCAACAUCCAAGACCUGUCGGUCGCGUCAAAUAUCAUGGAGAAGCUCAAGGUGGGGGGCUUUCUACACGAGCCGGAGCCUGCUGGCGAUGCGGCACACAUCGACAUUUGUACCAUGGAGCGCAAUACGUACAUAAGCAUGUUUGGACCCACCACUGGUGAUAGGGUCAGGCUGGGUGCUACCGACCUAUGGAUCAAGGUGGAAAAGGACAUGACCAAGUAUGGCGACGAAUGUGCUUUUGGUGGCGGCAAAACUAUGCGAGAAGGCAUGGGCCAGGCUGGGGGCCGCUCAGACAAGGACGUUCUGGACACGGUCAUUACAAACGCACUCAUUGUCGACUGGACUGGCAUUUUCAAAGCCGACAUUGGUAUCAAAAACGGCAUCAUCGUUGGUAUAGGCAAAGCGGGCAACCCAGAUGUCAUGGAUGGCGUUGAUCCCAAUCUCGUCGUCGGAUCAUGUACCGAUGUCAUUGCAGGAGAACACAAGAUUGUAACGGCAGGAGGCUUCGACACGCAUAUCCAUUUCAUUUGCCCGCAGCAGGCUCAGGAAGCUAUCGCCUCUGGAAUUACAUCCAUGCUUGGCGGUGGCACAGGACCAAGCACUGGUACCAAUGCGACCACGUGUACUCCCGGCGCUACCCACAUCAAACAGAUGCUUCAGGCCAUCGAUGCGCUGCCAUUAAAUUUUGGCAUUACUGGAAAGGGCAAUGACUCGGACAUGGAGCCCCUCCGAGAACAAGCAGAGGCUGGGGUGUGCGGUCUGAAACUGCACGAAGACUGGGGAAGUACACCGGCAGCCAUCGACGCAUGCUUGACAGUUUGCGACGAGUACGACAUCCAGACGCUCAUUCAUACUGACACUCUAAACGAAUCUGGCUUCGUUGAACAGACAAUUGAUGCAAUCAAUGGCCGUGCGAUUCAUACCUAUCACACCGAAGGCGCAGGUGGAGGUCACGCUCCAGACAUUAUCAGUGUUGUCGAGCACGACUACGUUUUGCCGUCAUCCACCAAUCCCACUAGGCCGUACACUCGCAACACACUGGACGAGCACCUGGACAUGCUGAUGGUGUGCCACCAUCUUUCCCGCAACAUUCCCGAAGACGUUGCCUUUGCCGAGUCACGUAUCCGCGGCGAGACGAUUGCGGCAGAAGAUGUGCUUCAUGAUCUGGGUGCCAUCUCGAUGAUGUCAUCGGAUUCACAAGCCAUGGGCCGCUGUGGCGAGGUCAUUCUACGUACGUGGAAUACGGCCCACAAGAACAAGGUGCAGCGUGGUACGUUGAAAGAAGACGAGGGUACGGAGGCCGACAACUUCCGGGUGAAGCGAUAUAUCAGCAAGUAUACCAUCAACCCGGCGAUUGCACAGGGUGUGAGCCACCUGAUUGGUAGUGUCGAAGUAGGCAAAGUGGCCGAUUUAGUCCUCUGGACGCCGCGAAACUUUGGCACCAAGCCGUCACUGAUUGUGAAGAAUGGGUGGUGCGCAUGGGCACAAAUGAAGGUCGAUGGUCAGGGUGAUGCCAACGCGUCCAUUCCAACGGUGGAACCGAUUAUUAUGCGGCCCAUGUUUGCCCCCUUGGUGCCCUCGUCCGGCAUCACGUUUGUAUCGCAGGCGUCGAUUUCCUCUGGCACGAUUGGCUCGUACGGGCUGAAGAAGCGGGUGGAGGCGGUGAGGGAUUGCAGAAAGGUGGGCAAGCGCGACAUGAAGUUCAACGAUGCGAUGCCCAGGAUGCAAGUGGAUCCGGAGAGGUAUACGGUCAAGGCGGAUGGGGUGGUGUGUGCGGCCGAGCCUGCGGAGAGUCUGCCGUUGACGCAGGGGUAUUUUGUGUUUUAG